GUGGCUGGCAAUGGAAGGAGACAGAAUGAGAUAAUGUUUGAAUGAAGACUCAGCAUCUCCAACUGCAUUGAAAAAAAAUUAUUAGAGGUGAUCAAAGAGCAGCAAAGAAUAAAACGUAUAGAAAGGACAAGAUAGUAUUUUGACGAUCAAACCUGAACAAAUUGGUUACUUGAUAAAAGAGUGGAGUUGUCUAUUUUUGUUUGGAAGAACCAAUAAAAGGUAAAAUGAGCGUCAGGCCUUGCAGACAGACUGGCAAGUCAGACAGUUCUAUUCACAGCUAUGAAGAAGACACAAGCUCUGAAGACCUGAGGGAUAACCAGUUAUCUGAAGCCGAGGUUCGGAGGAAAGAAGUUCUUUCAAAGAUAAAAAUUAUUACCAUAUCCGAUUUGAGGAAGGAAUGGCAGGCUCGCUCUGACGUGCACGCAGAAAAACAGAAGCGCAACCCAUUUAGCGAAGAUUUCGACUACGCACACGCCAUGAAAGUCCGUCUCCAUAAGGGGGAUCGUGGUUAUGGCAGACCAGAGGAAGGUAGCAAGACUGAAGAGAGAGGGAGCAGAGCCCAUCAGCACAUCCACAAGGAAAUAGAGGAACUGUGCCUCAUUAUAAAAGAAAUGGGGGUGAAAGGUAGAGACGGAAGGAUCAGAGUGACAUUUGGAAGGCUCUUCCAGAGAUAUGUUCGAGUUUCAGAUAAAUUAGUGGGGAUGCUGCUGAGAGCAAGAAAACACGAGCGACUGGAGUUUGAGGGAGAGAUGCUAUGGCAAGGAAUGCAUGACCACAUUGUUAUCACUCUGCUGGAUUAAAUGCUUUUGUUCCAUAUAUAUUCUAUAUGAAUCGAAAUGACUCGGAAAUAUUCCUCUGCGGAAGAACUGUAAAUAGUUAUCCAUGAUGUUUUGUUAUACAUGCAGUUGUCUCCCCUUGAAUGAUAAAUUACUGUUUGAGCACAGUGUCACACCAAGACAAUACAGGAGAUCAAUUAAAAGGGACACUCUGGGCACCAUAACAACUUAAUUGGAAUGAAGUUCUUAUGGUGCAAAAAGGCUUGCCUCACAAACAGUUUAACCCCAAAGUAUUGAAUCCAGUGCCCAUCAGCUCUGCCCAGCCUUUUCCGUAACAUUCCAAGGAAUUAAUCAAUAAUUAACAAAUGGUUUAACCCCAUGAGGUAACCCAGCACCCGAGGAUCUCUUUGCACCAUAACAACUUAAUUUCUAUCAAGUUGUUAUGGUGUCCAGUGUGAUAUUUUAAGAUCUCUUUUGAUCGGAUCAUAAAAAAAUGUAGUCUACUCACUAAUCCAAGAACUGUGAAUACUUGACAAAGGAACUGCAAUUUUAAUGUCAAAAUAAUCAAACUGCUAAUAUUUGUUGCCUGACCGUCAGCCACCAUAUCAGUGAACAAAAUCUGACACCUUUUACUGGAAAUGCUGUUGGAACGUCUGCUUUUACAAGGGAUUAAAGUGGGGGGAAAGCAGCAGUAAUAUAAAAACUGCAGAGUGUUUUAUCAAAAUUACAUAGGCAUGUUCAAAGUAACUUUUUUUUGUUUUUAUAAAAGAAGCUUCAUUAUA
Molecule: messenger RNA, 1558 nt
Organism: Pelobates fuscus (common spadefoot toad)
Lineage: Eukaryota; Metazoa; Chordata; Amphibia; Anura; Pelobatidae
Product: actin-binding Rho-activating protein-like
Exons: 2
Coding region: 225-800 (191 amino acids)
Biological process (GO): positive regulation of Rho protein signal transduction; positive regulation of transcription by RNA polymerase II
Cellular component (GO): sarcomere
Molecular function (GO): actin binding
Source: RefSeq, a predicted model, not a curated record